UUACUGCAGCAGUGUGUUCUAUGGUUUGUAAUCAACAUUUUAAUUCAUUAGCACUAUAUCUAAAACCAAAGUCAUGUUAAGUACAGUCAACGUAUCAUCUUUAUCAAUCAGUAUAAAUAGUUUAAGGGUGCAUAAAUGUGCUACAGAAACUCAACUGCACACAUGCUUUGCAUUUUAUUCUAAGGAAUUGAAUCGCUAUUCGUUUGUUGUUUGAACGACAAAAUAUGCAUUCAAAGAAUCUCGACCAACCAUCUUUGGAGCUGCAGCUUGAGAACAGGGCCUGCACCUCGUUGAGCAAUGAAAUCAUGGAUAAGACACGUGAACUGAGGCAGAUGAUGGGAGAAGAGCUCCAAGGAUUGAAUAUGGAAGAACUAAAGAAACUAGAGGAACUCGAGGAAGGCUUGAGUCGUGUUUUAAAAGCAAAGGAUGAAAGAUUUCUAGAAGAGAUGAGUGCCCUUGAGCGGAAGGUAUCCCAACUGAUGCAGGAUAACCAGCAACUAAAACAGCAGAUGGAGAAACAGUUUAACAUUAAAACACAUGCAAUUGAACAAGGUCAGUCAUCUGAGUCGAUCACCAAUAUUUGCAGCUCAGCUGAUCCCCUUCAAGACCAAGACAACAACGACACUUCUCUCAAGUUGGGGACUGGUCCACGUUUAGAGUUGAAGGCUUCCAAGGAGCCUCCAGGACAGACUCCGCAACUUGAAAAUAGCAGGCUGGAGAGCUUGGCCGAAACUGAAAAUGUGUGUGACUUUUUUGAAGAUUUGAAACAUCGAUUUCUUAGAUUCAAAAAGCGUAAAUUCAAAGAAAACUUGGAAAUCUUGCCCAGGGUCAAGCACCAAAGUUCAUGAUUAUUGCUUGUGCAGACUCUAGGGUUUGCCCCUCAAACAUCUUGGGGUUUCAACCAGGAGAAGCAUUCGUGGUUCGAAAUAUAGCAAAUCUAGUACCCACAUUUGAGGUGUAUUACAUUGCAUUUUGUUUAUUUUGAAUUUCUACUUCCCAAACAGACAAGCACUGAGGCUACAAAGUAUUUUCCCCCUUCAUUUUUUCUUCCUGUGUGUUCAGAGUGGACCCUCAGAAACAAAUUCUGCAUUAGAAUUUGCUGUAAAUGCUCUUAAAGUAAGUAUUUCAUACCUUGAAUUGUGGACCCUCGGGGGGAACAGGAUCCUCUCCAUUUCAAAAUCUCUCAAUUUUCUCCAUUUAGUGUAUUUUGAAGGGUAUUGCAUUUAAUGCACUACCAUUAUUAAAACUUUUGGACAACAAUACCCUUCAAAAUGCACUAAAUGGAGGGAUUUUGAAAUGGAGAGAAUCAUUUUUCCCCCGGGGGGUUGUUGUCUUCAUUUAAUAAAUGAAGACAACUUUAUUAUUAAAUGAACAUAGAUUUAAGCAUCCAACUUUAUUAUUAAGUGAAGACUACAACCCCCACCCACCCACCCCCCCAUUUUACCAGUAUUUUACAUGUAUCAUUUAAGUACCUUUUCUAAGAGAACAUACUAGUCUUUUGUAUGUGUUAUUUCUUUUGGGUAAAUAACAUUGCUCUCAUGUUUUUUUUAACUUUGCUAAACUUUUCUAUACAGUAGCUUUAUUAGAAGUUGGGUUGUUGUUGGAAACAAUGCAAGGCUAAUCACAAAGUCUGCAGCUUCCAACCUAAGCUUUGACCAGCAG
Molecule: messenger RNA, 1662 nt
Organism: Corylus avellana
Lineage: Eukaryota; Viridiplantae; Streptophyta; Magnoliopsida; Fagales; Betulaceae
Source: RefSeq, a predicted model, not a curated record